Molecule: messenger RNA, 5047 nt
Organism: Micropterus salmoides (largemouth bass)
Lineage: Eukaryota; Metazoa; Chordata; Actinopteri; Centrarchiformes; Centrarchidae
Gene: tada2b
Product: transcriptional adaptor 2B
Exons: 2
Coding region: 48-1529 (493 amino acids)
Biological process (GO): chromatin remodeling; regulation of transcription by RNA polymerase II
Cellular component (GO): nucleus; SAGA-type complex
Molecular function (GO): chromatin binding; transcription coactivator activity; zinc ion binding
Source: RefSeq, a predicted model, not a curated record
AGGCGCGCAGUUCUGCCUCCAACAACAAGAAGCAGGAGCCAGGCAACAUGGCCGACCUGGGGAAGAAGUACUGCGUGAACUGCCUUGCAGAUGUUACGAACCUGCGGCUUCGCUGCACCGACUGCCCCGAUAUCGAGCUGUGCCCGGAGUGCUUCUCGGCGGGCGCAGAAAUAGGUAAUCACCGGAGAUGGCACGGCUACCAGCAGGUCGACGGCGGUCGGUUCUCUCUCUGGGGUCCCGAGGCAGAAGGAGGAUGGACCAGCAGGGAAGAGCAGUCGCUGCUAGAUGCCAUCGAGCAAUAUGGAUUUGGAAACUGGGAAGACAUGGCCGCUCACGUCGGAGCGUCCCGAACUCCUCAUGAAGUCAUGGAACACUAUGUCACCAUGUACAUCCACGGGAACCUGGGUAAGGCCUGCAUCCCGGACAGCAUUCCCAACCGUGUGACCGACCACACCUGCCCGAGCGGGGGGCCCCUGUCGCCCAGCCUCACCACCCCUCUCCCUCCGCUGGAUAUCAGCCUGGCUGAGCAGCAGCAGCUGGGCUACAUGCCGCUACGUGACGACUAUGAGAUUGAAUAUGACCAGGAUGCAGAGAAGCUCAUCAGCGGGCUGUCUGUGAACUAUGACGACGAGGAUGUGGAAAUUGAAAUGAAACGCAGCCACGUGGACAUGUAUGUACGCAAGCUCCGAGAACGGCAGCGACGUAAGAACAUUGCCCGAGACUACAACCUGGUACCGUCGUUCCUGGGCCGGGACAAGAAGGACAAGGAGAAGGACAAACCUGGAGCGCUGGGAGUCAUAGGCGGUGCUGGUGGCGUGGGUGGGGCUGGAGCUGGUAGUGGCACAGUUGGAUCAGGUUCUAUGGCAGCAGCGGGAUCAGGUUCUGUUCCAAGUACACCCAAAAGAAAGAUCACCAAGGAAGAGAAGGAUCAGCGCGUCAGGCUACGGGGGCUCUGCCAGUUUAUGGCCCAUCGAGAAUUUGAAGAAUUUUUUGAGAACAUGCAUAAAGAGCGUGUGCUGAGGGCCAAGGUGCGGGAGCUGCAGCGCUACCGCCGCAACGGCAUCUCCCGCUUGGAAGACUCUGCCGAAUAUGAAGCAGCACGACACAAACGGGAGAAACGCAAGGAGAACAAAAGCGUGGUCACUUCCAAACGGGGCAGCGGCGGAGGAGGCGGGCUUGGCUCCGGGAUGGGACUCGGGAGUGGAGCUGGAGGGGGAGGAGGCGUUGCUGGAGGGUUGGGGGUUGGAGGCGGGAUCAAAGAAGAGAGCAAAGAUGGGGAGUUUGCCGCCAUCGAGAAUCUGAUGGGCUUUGAGCUGCUGUCAGACAGGGAGAAGGUGCUGUGUAACUCUCUGAACCUCAGCCCGGCACGCUACCUGACUGUCAAAACCAUCAUCAUCAAAGAUCACCUGCAGAAAAGGCAAGGCAUCCCGGCCAAGAGCCGGCUGCCCAGCUACCUGGACAAGGUCCUCAAGAAGCGCAUUCUCACUUUCCUCACAGAAAGUGGCUGGAUAUCCCGAGACGCCUCUUAGUCGUCCAUCUUUGGUCAGGAAGUCAUAAGUUGAUGAGCUGAUAGCUGGCAGACUGGCAGAACUACUGGUUAGUCACCAUUUUUCAAAGGUGACUAUGUGAAUAUGUACAUUGCAAAGAAUGAAGAUGACCCACUGGAAAAUAGUAUAUUUUCAUACCAGGGUUAGGAACAAAAAUAAGCCUAUAUUUUUACAUUUCGCCAGGGAUAGGGGUGAAAACAACUUGUAUCCAUAUUGUUACUAAUGAUGACAACUACAAUGCAAACACGUAUUUUGUAGUUGCAGAGAUAUUUUAGUGUAUUGCAACAGGUUCAACGAAGAUGUCUAUGGAGAAAUCUUAUUUUAAAUCCAAACAGCAACUGGGCAAAAGCCAUUUCAUGCUGGAAAGCAUUACACUUCCUGGAAAUGUUUAAGAGUAGUUAUUUUGUGGGUUAGUGUUUGAACGUAUGGCACUGAUGGGUGAAAUUAUCAUGACCUAAUUUUGUCAGUUUUGUUAGGUUUCAUCAGUAAAAGCUGGACUUUCCAGCAAGAGCCAGCUGUUUGAAUAUGCUGUCAUUUUAAGGCCAUCAUUUCCUAGAAAUUGUCAUACACUAUCAGUAAACUCUGAUUUCUCUGACCUAUUUUUUCCCUUCUUACUGUCUACAAGUAAUUUAAAGAAGAAAGGGUUCAAGCAUCAUUUAGCUUUCUCUGGAAAAAGUACCUACUGCUGCCUGAAGGCAGUUUCUAGCGGAGCGCAACAGACAUAAGACAUAGAGCUAGACCAAUAAAUCAGCCAGGCCGAUAUAUUCACUGUUACCUUAUCACAAAUAUCAGUAUUGGCACAUAUUUCGGCCACAAAGUAACAAAAAAUAUCAGUACAGAAAUGCCAAAGAAUAUGUUAAGAGAUCAUUUAGAAAAAGUGUUUCAGGUAACACUUUUCAGCUGUAUCUUGGUCGCAUCUUGGUUAAUAGCAGAAUUUUAAGGAUCCUAAAGGAAAUCUGAUCAAAUAACCUGCCAUCUGUCUUCACAUUUGCAACAUUGAAAUGUUGCUAAAUCCUGAUGUGAAAUAACCAAAACUGUUUAAACUUUGUUAGCAAAUAGUGAGUUUAUAUAAGAUCCUUUUUACUCAUAGUGUGAAAGUGACUCAGGGUCUUUAAUAUUUCCAUAUAAGUAUUAGCCUUAAAAAACUGUAUUGGUCAUACUCUGAUAUGAAUGUUAUUUACAGGUUUUAGUUCGCCUCCUGCCGUUAGUAUGGAGGAGAAAGGAAUUUGGCCUGGAAACCCUUUUAGUUCCACAGAAACAAUGUAGUGCAGCUUAGCACAGCUUUAAAUGUUUUACUGUCCGCAUGGAACAACACAGUUAAAGAAGCUGAAUGUUUAAGGGCAUUAACCAGUGAUACUCAAAUGCCGAUAUACAGUUCCAAGGUUGUUAUUUUUUGUGUGUAUGCAUGGUGGGCUAAUAUUACACCUCUUUAUCUUUUACACUUUCUCCUCAUUGUGUGCUCAGCAGCCCUAUGGUUGACCACUUCACAUGCACACAGCUUCCCACUACCUGCUCCCCCUCGGUUGCUUAUUAUUUUACAUUACUUAUUGUUUGUCAGAGGUAGCUUCACUUUGUCUUGAAGGCACUACUGUAACAGCAGCACUGAUCACUCAUUAUCAUUUUCCAUAUGAAGUUAUUGAAUCAGCUGUCGUGUGACGGCAGGAGCAGGAGCUCUGAUAUCCUACAGAAGAAAGGCAUGUGAAUGUGUGGAUGUUACCAAAGUGGAAUAUGUGCUUGAUUCAUAUUCCUUUGUCUUUUUUGGGGGGGUUGUGGGAUGUAAGUCAUGAGUGGAAUUGGUUCUGUGGUGGUAGGCGUUGCCUUAAAAGUAGAGGUCAUAAAGAGAAUUGGGGCUCAUCAGUCUUUCUUAGUUAUAUUUCAUCAUCGUGGUGUACCAUUCAAGUCAAACACCAGAGCUGUUUUUUAAAGGUUUACUGGUGAUAGUCAAUUAUUGCAAACAAAUCCCAUCAAAAGACCAAAACCAACAAUGAGUUGAUUCUACUAUCACAUUGUUGUCUGGUUAUCCAAAGCCUGAUACAUCUUCUUCCUCUGUGCCAGGGCGCCAUUGUUGUCCAAAAUCUAUUACGAACACAUGACUGAGCCACACUGUUGCACUGGAUGUUCAUUACCAUUAACAAUAGUUUAUUUUGACUCAGUCCCAGAUACACCAUCUUGCUGCCAUAACCACUCACUAAAGCAACAAAUGUGGAUUCAUCCGUGGCUUAAAAUAGUCCCCACAUCAAAUGCACGUUUUCCUCCUGUUUGAGUAACGUUUGAUUAAAAACUACAGUGACCAGCAGUUUUAGAAAAUGAAUGAGCCGCUACAUUUACAUGACCCCCUCUUCUAGAUUUACGUCUUCCAUAAGAAACCAGUGGGUUUGAGGGGGACUAAUAUUUUAUUUUCAUGGGAUUUGUUAACAAGAUAAAUAUUUAAUAUUACAAGCUUUUUAAUAAUAGAACCCUUUUAUCUAAGUGUUUUUCAGUGAAUUCAGCUUUUGUUGUGUUACUUGACGCUGGGCCUUAGUGGUAGAUGAUUUAGAGAACUGCUGACCUAAAUUAUGUGGGAAACGUAUUAUCAUCUUUCCAACAUUCGUAGUGCGUCACCGCCGGUGCAUAGAUCUGCUUCUUGGACUCUUUCUGCUGCACAUUAAUCCAUUAACAUGUUCCGAUUGGAGUUAGAUGUAUUAGUCAGCUGUCGUUGGUUUAUUGAAGAUGCUGAUUGAGCAGUAAGCCAAACAUUUAAUUUUGAAGCUGGGGGGGGGGGGAGUAUGAGCAUCCUGUUUAGCAUUGUAAAAUAAGACAUAAUAAGCAUUUUUUUCAGGUCAGAGGUCAGCUCAAGAUGCCGAAGCGCCUCUGAACCAGAAUGUUCUAGAAAUACGUCGCUAAUUUCCAGGCUGUAGACCAAACAGCGAUGACCUAGAACUGUGAGUGGAAUUUGAUGGUUCUCCUUUGUUUGAAUAUCACCUUUUGUUUAUUCCUUUAGAUAGAUAUAUAAUGUGAUUUCUUUUCAAUUCUUCUUUGAGAUUUUGACAGUGGCAUCGUUCUCCAUGUGCCACCAAAUUUUCCACGUUGUUCCAAAAUUGCGUGUUUUGGUAAAUAUGUCUCACAGGAAAAUAUAGGAAUUGGAUUUUUUUUCAGUAUGGGGGGUGGCAGGGUUAUUUUUUAUUAAGGGGAUUUUGCUGACUUUACGUCACCAAAUGUAAAUAAUUUUGUAAGAUAAAUUGGAAAAAAGGAAAUAUAAUUACUGACCUGUGAAAUGUACAGUAUUUUGUGUCAUGGACAUUUUUAUAGCUUUUGUAAUAAUAAAAAAAAAAAAAGAUUUUGGAUAAUAAGAUUACAAAGAAGAAGCAUUUUCUGAAGCUUCGGGUGUAGUGAUGGCAUGCUGUUGAGCUGUCUUUAAUCUUGUUACUGGUCUGAUUCUGUAGAGCUGUUUUGUUCCGUUACUUUGUUGACAUGACAAGGUAUGUAUCAAGAUUUAUUAAAAGUGCAAAUACUUUAUAAUU